Messenger RNA from Triticum aestivum (bread wheat), 2639 nucleotides. RefSeq names its product serine/threonine-protein kinase tricornered. Lineage: Eukaryota; Viridiplantae; Streptophyta; Magnoliopsida; Poales; Poaceae. Gene Ontology annotation, molecular function: protein serine/threonine kinase activity; ATP binding. Bases 413 to 2089 code for a protein of 558 amino acids. Gene Ontology annotation, biological process: protein phosphorylation. The transcript is spliced from 13 exons. The record is from RefSeq and is a predicted model, not a curated record.
UCCUUGCUCCAGGCCCUGCUUCGACUUCGAACGAAACAGUAAAACAAACCGCAACGAAUCGGCGGCGGGGGUGCGCCGAAUGCCGGUGGUGCCCGCGCCGCCUCUCCCCUCCCCGCCGCGCCCCAGCCCCACCGAAUCGAAGCGGAAUAGAACAACUCCACCGCGCGCCCACUUGACAAAUUUCCUAUCCGAUUCGAAUCGGCGCGGAGCUCGUGCUCCUGCCCGCGCCCGCCCCCGCCGCGCGCGCAGGUCCAAACCCAACCCUAGCCCCCCACCACCCCCACCACCACCCUACCAGAUCCGGAGAUCCCGCGCGGCCACGGACGCGAAUCGGCGCCCACAAUGGCGGGCCUAGUGGCGCCACCCUGAUCCCCCCGAUCCGGCCCGCCGCUUGCUGCCCCCCGCGCCGCCGAUGGACUCCGCCCGGAGCUGGCUGCAGAAGCUGCAGAAGGACAAGGCCAGGCCGGGCGCGUCGCCACUCGGCGCCGGGAUGGCCGGGGACGACGAGGACGAGCCGGUGCUGUCCAGCGCCACCAAGCAGAAGGUGGAGGCCGCCAAGCAGUGCAUCGAGAACCACUACAAGGCGCAGAUGAGGUCGCUCCAGGAGCGCAAGGAGAGGCGUUGGAUGCUGGAGAAGAAGCUUGCUGAUGCUGAUGUAUCUGAAGAGGAGCAAAACAAUAUCCUGAAGGAUUUAGAAAAAAAGGAGACAGAAUACAUGCGCCUAAGGAGGCACAAAAUGGGCGUUGAUGAUUUUGAAUUGCUGACCAUUAUUGGGAGAGGUGCUUUUGGGGAGGUGAGACUUUGUAGAGAAAAAGCUACAUCCAAUGUAUAUGCAAUGAAAAAGCUCAAGAAGUCUGAAAUGUUACGAAGAGGCCAGGUUGAGCAUGUGAGAGCUGAAAGGAACCUCCUUGCAGAAGUUGAUAGUGCUUAUAUAGUUAAGCUCUACUGCUCAUUCCAAGAUGAUGAGUUUCUAUACCUCGUUAUGGAGUACCUUCCUGGUGGUGACAUGAUGACUCUGCUCAUGCGAAAGGAUACACUUACAGAGGACGAGUCUUCAUUUUAUGUUGCAGAGACAAUACUAGCAAUUGAAUCCAUUCACAAGCAUAACUAUAUUCAUAGGGAUAUCAAGCCUGACAAUUUAUUGUUAGAUCGAACUGGCCAUCUGAAGCUUUCAGAUUUCGGCCUAUGCAAGCCUCUAGAUAGUAGCAGCUUUCCAAAUCUCACUGAACUUGACAAUGCAGCGGGGAAUAUCACCAAUACAUCAGCAGAUGGUGAUAAGCUAUUAAGUAGCACUGCUGUUCCCAGGCGAACACAGCAGGAACAACUAUUGCAUUGGCAGAAGAAUCGCCGGAUGUUGGCUUAUUCAACUGUUGGUACACCUGAUUACAUUGCCCCGGAAGUCCUAUUGAAGAAAGGAUAUGGAAUGGAAUGUGACUGGUGGUCACUUGGGGCCAUUAUGUAUGAGAUGCUUGUGGGUUACCCACCAUUUUAUUCUGAAGACCCAAUGUCAACAUGUAGGAAGAUAGUAAAUUGGAGAAGCCAUCUUAAAUUUCCUGAAGAGGCCAGACUUUCUCCAGAAGCUAAAGAUCUAAUUAAUAAGCUAUUAUGUAAUGUGGAUCAGAGACUUGGGAUGAAAGGAGCACAUGAGAUAAAGGCUCAUCCAUGGUUUAGAAGUGUUGAAUGGGAAAAGCUAUAUCAAAUGGAAGCAGCUUUCAUACCUGAAGUUAUUGAUGAGUUGGACACACAAAACUUCGAGAAUUUUGAGGAGGCUGCGCCUACCAUGCAAACUUCAUCAAAGGCAGGUCCUUGGAGAAAGAUGCUUUCCUCCAAGGACAUGAAUUUUGUCGGUUAUACUUACAAGAACUUCGAAAUAGUGAAUGAUCCUGAACUUCCAGGAAUAGCUGAAUUAAAGAAGAAGAACAACAAACCAAAACGACCAACCAUCAAAUCAUUAUUUGAGUGUGCUGAAAGUGACGAUCAGCCUGAAGGCAGUCUUUUGGGCCCAUUGCCGCCUCAGCUAGAGUUGCCUGAGAGCCCCUCGCCUCAUUCCAGUAUCUCCUCCGAAGAUUCCCAAGCACAACACAGAUAACAGGUGUGUGUUUUCUGCUACCCGUCUCCCAUAAAUGAAAGCAGAAAAUCACCCACAGAAUCUGGGUCCUUUGCAUAUGGACAGAUGGCAGCCUGCUCAAGUGGCUGUUUUAAAGGGCAAAUCUUAGAGUAUCUAUAAGACCGUGGAUUUUGCUCUCGUGCAGCUGUUUGAAGUCAAGUCAUUGUGUAUGUUGGAGCUCCAGGUCAUCCUGUACAUUGUUACCUCAUUUGUUUCCUGACGAAUCCAUAGUCCUGAGCAGGUUUGGUUGACACAGAGAGCCAGGCUAUCUGCUGUAAAUUCAUGGAUGGAUCCUGUGCAGGGACGAGGUUCGUUGCAUUCGUUGGAACAUGUCAUGGUAUGCUGCCUGGUUUUUUUUGGCGCAGAAAUCUGCAUUUCCGCGUUCCUGUCGUAAGAUUUGCGACAACGUAAAGAAGUUCAUCGAGGAACGAGCAACUUGUACCAUCAAGGAUACCCUGUAAAAGAAUGCUCACUUUUGCCUUCUAUUAUAGCUAUAAAUUGUUCUUCUGUCUAUAUAUGCCCAUUAUUUUCA